Messenger RNA from Corticium candelabrum, 1361 nucleotides. RefSeq names its product sialidase-1-like. NCBI's taxonomy places the organism in Eukaryota, Metazoa, Porifera, Homoscleromorpha, Homosclerophorida, Plakinidae. The record is from RefSeq and is a predicted model, not a curated record. Gene Ontology annotation, cellular component: cytoplasm; intracellular membrane-bounded organelle; membrane. The coding region runs from base 54 to 1220 and encodes 388 amino acids. Gene Ontology annotation, biological process: oligosaccharide catabolic process; ganglioside catabolic process. Gene Ontology annotation, molecular function: exo-alpha-sialidase activity. The transcript is spliced from 5 exons.
CAUUCAAGUCACGAGUCUUGAGUAACGUACAACGUUCUGUUGCGACGCAAACGAUGGAGGCAAUACGCUUGCCGACGAUCGUUUUGAUGGCCGUUUCGAUUUUCGCUGACACCGCCCCAACCGUGGAAGGAAGAUACGUGAUCGACCCAGUGGUGGAGAGAGAGAUGGAGCUCUGGAGUGACGCCAAUGAUGUGGAGUCAACACUGACCCGAACUCCCAUCAUCAUUCCUUCUGUAACCGGAAAGCUCGUCGCUCUCAGUGCGGCGAGAAGAGGUAACGGCGGAGACGGUUCGCUCAAGGUUAUGCUGUCGCGUCGCAGUCACGAUAACGGAAAUACUUGGGACCCGACGGUUGUCGUUCUCGAAGAUCUGAGGUCUUCUCCUGGUGGAAUGAACCUUGGAGCUGUGCUCACGGACCAUAUGACAGGCGAGAUUAUGGUGGUUUACUCUCACUGUGCGCACGAUUGCGAGAUACCAAAGACGUACCUUAUAAAGAGCAAGGACGAAGGAGAAACGUGGGGGAAUCCUGUUGAGCUGAAUGUAACCAAAGACAUCAAAGUCUUUGCGCCCGGUCCCGGACAUGGAAUUCAGAAAAAGCACAAGCCUCAUAUAGGAAGACUCAUAUUCUGUGGCCAUGGUGGUACAAUUAGCCUUGACGGCGUAUUCUGCAUAUGCAGUGACGAUCACGGAGAAACCUGGACGCGAUAUAUUGACCUACCCAGCAUACCUUUCGGCCAUACGAAUAAAGAGGGAGAACUAGCGCCAGACGAAAACCAGGUUGUAGAGCUCAAGAACGGCUCUCUACUCUUCACGAUUCGCAAUCAACUGCACUACAAGGCGGCAGCUAGAAUAUUUGCCCUCAGCGACAACGGGGGUGAGACCAUCAACCUGAAGAGCAUUCAGAUUAAUGAAAGAAUGCCAGACUCAGGCGUAGACAGCGGAAUGAUCUACCUAGAAGGGUACAACCUUCUGCUCCAUUCCAAUCCCUUCAACAAAGCGAGCAGAAUAAACAUGACGCUCUCGUGGAGCUACGAUGAGGGAGCUACCUGGAGAUGGUCGGAUCACUUGAACAUUUGGCCUGGAUCCAGCGGCUACUCUUGCCUCACUCCCAUUCCUAAUCAUCCGGGUUAUGUUGGCUUGCUGUUUGAAAAAGGGGCAGAUGAUAAGAAAUUCGUGUCGUUCAUAAUUAUUAAUCUUCGACCGAAAUGGCAAAAAGACUAGACAAUGACUGUAAGCUAGGAGACGACCUGCUGUCUAGUUAUUGACUAUAGAUAGCAAAACAAUCUUAUUGUAAAAACCUUUUAGUAAACCUUUAGAUAUAAAAUUAUUUGUCAAAUAAAUCAAGCCAAUAAACAGAGGUGA